This is a messenger RNA of Poecile atricapillus (Black-capped chickadee), 2057 nucleotides long. RefSeq names its product GATA zinc finger domain containing 2A (gene GATAD2A). Gene Ontology annotation, molecular function: sequence-specific DNA binding. The record is from RefSeq and is a predicted model, not a curated record. Gene Ontology annotation, biological process: negative regulation of transcription by RNA polymerase II. Lineage: Eukaryota; Metazoa; Chordata; Aves; Passeriformes; Paridae. The transcript has 13 exons. Gene Ontology annotation, cellular component: NuRD complex. The coding region runs from base 256 to 2034 and encodes 592 amino acids.
GCUCGGCCGGUGCCGCCGCCGCUCCAUGUGUGAGGAGCGCGGUGUGGCCCCGGGAUCCGGCGGCCCCGGGAUCCGGCGGCCCCGGGAUCCUGCGGCGGAGCCCCGGGCACGGCGGGCGGGCGGCGGGGCCGGCGGAGCGGAGCGGGCCCGGCGGGGCGGGCCGGGAGCGGAGGGAGCGGAGCGGAGCCCUGCGACUUCUCCCGGAUCCUCGGCUCCGGCUCAUCCCGGAAUGACCUUCCCUGACAGCCCCUGACCAUGAGCGAGGACUCAUGUCGCACCCGGAGCCAGAAACGCGCCCUGGAGCGGGAAUCGGAGCCGGAAAAUAAAAAACUCAGGAUGGACAAAGGAAUUCCGGGAUCCGAGCUGGGCUCCGAGGGGGAGAUGAAAAUCAAAGCGGAUCCCGGAGCCGGGAAAAUCCCGGGAAUGUUGAAAAGUGGGGAAGUCAAAGCCACCAUCAAAGUGGAGCUGCCGGCCGGGGAUGAGCCCGUGGAUAUGAGCACUUCCAAAGGUGAUUCCGGUCGGGAUGGCCGCGCGGUGUCUCCGGAUGUGAUCGUUCUGUCGGACACCGAGGCCGGGAGCCCCCGGCUGAACGGGCUGGACCCCGCAGGACCCCCCCAGCCCGGCCCCGGCCUCCUGCGGAGCCCGGAGCAGCGGGAGCGGCUGAUCCGGCAGCUGCAGGAGGAGCUGCGCCUGGAGGAGGCCAAGCUGGUGCUGCUCAAGAAACUGAGGCAGAGCCAGAGCCAGAAGGAAGCGCCCGCGCCCAAGCUUUCCUCGGCUCCCUCUGGAAGCGCCGCGGCCGCGCCCCCGCCCCUCCUGCGGGGUCCUCAGGCUGCUCCCGCUGGGAAAACUUCCCUCCAGCCCUCUUCCAGCCGCAUUCCGGGCUCUGGGAUUCCCCCUCCGCUGCUCCGGGGGGGCCAAGCGGCCACAGCCAAGUUGGGAUCUCAGCAGAGCCCCCAGAUCGUGAUGCCCCCCCUGGUCCGAGGGGCCCAGCAAAUCCACACGAUCCGGCAGCACUCGAGCUCGGGGCCGCCGCCGCUGCUGCUGGCGCCGCGCGCCUCGGUGCCCUCGGUGCAGCUGCAGGGCCAGAGAAUCAUCCAGCAGGGGCUGAUCCGCGUGGCCAACGUGCCCAGCGCCAGCCUGCUCGUCAACAUCCCGCAGGCAUCCCCCACAUCCCUGAAGGGCUCAGGGGUCCCCUCAGGCCCCUCAGGCUCGGCCCCGGCGGGCGGCACGGCGCUGGCGGGCACCGGCGACGCUCCGGGCAGCCGGCAGGCCGCGGCCAAGCUGGCGCUGCGCAAGCAGCUGGAGAAAACGCUGCUGGAGAUUCCCCCACCCAAACCUCCCGCCCCAGAGAUGAAUUUCCUGCCCAGCGCCGCCAACAACGAGUUCAUUUACCUGGUGGGGCUGGAGGAGGUGGUGCAGAACCUGCUGGAGACUCAAGGGAAGGUGGCGGUGGCCGUGUCCUGCCGGGAGCCAUACCUGUGCGCCCAGUGCCACACGGACUUCACGUGCCGCUGGCGGGAGGAGAAGAACGGCACCAUCAUGUGCGAGACCUGCAUGGCCUCCAACCAGAAGAAAGCGCUGAAGGCCGAGCACACGAACCGGCUCAAGGCCGCCUUCGUCAAGGCCCUGCAGCAGGAGCAGGAGAUCGAGCAGAGGAUCCUGCAGCAAACGGCUCCUCCUGGGCAGCCCAAGGCCGAGCCCGUGGGGCAGCACCACUCGCUCAAGCAGAGUUCCAGCCAGAUGUCCCGAGGUGCCGGCGCUUCCCGAGGGGUCCUGCACAGCUUCAGCUCCUCCCCAAAGCUCCAGAGCUCCUCGGCCACGCUCGGGAGCCGGCCCGGAAAACACUCGGAAAGAUCCGGAAAAGGAGGAGCGGCCGCCUGGAAGAAAAAUCCCAUUGGCACAGGUGGAGCCCUGCCCUUCGUCAGCCCCGCCCUGGCCGUGCACAAAUCGGCCUCGGCCGUGGAGCGGCAGCGCGAAUAUCUCCUGGAUAUGAUCCCGCCCCGCUCCAUCCCACAGUCGGCCACGUGGAAAUAAAAUUCCCGAGGGAGAACUUUUGA